This is a messenger RNA of Symbiodinium sp. CCMP2592, 4329 nucleotides long. The record is from the annotation of a GenBank genome assembly. NCBI's taxonomy places the organism in Eukaryota, Dinophyceae, Suessiales, Symbiodiniaceae.
AUGUGGGUGUUCGGUGGCCAGAGCGUCCGCCAGGAGAAUGACUUGUGGAGUAUUGACCUAGAGGCCAAUGCUCUUGCUUGGCAAGAGCGAUCUCCAUCGGGCACUUUGCCUGGUGGGCGAGUCGACCACGCUGCGGUGAUUACAGGUGCCGGACGCAUGUGGAUCUUCGGUGGCACCAGCCCCACAAAAGACGACUUGUGGUACAUCGAUACGCAGGGCCCAAGCUUGCAGUGGAACGAGGUGCUGCCGUCCGGAACCUUGCCAGAUGCUCGCUACGGUCACAUUGCGGUGUUAUCUCCGGCCGGGGAGAUGUGGAUCUAUGGUGGCUGGGGAACAAGUAGGCUGGGUGACCUCUGGAGGAUCGAUCUCGAGGGUUUCACAAGCACCACGACCACGUCUGCAACAUCAUUUACUACCGCAACGACGACUUCGUUGUCAUCAACUACGUCGUCCGCGUCCUUUACCACUACGACCACUUCCACAUCGUCGUCAUUGACCACGACAACCAUGUCAACCUCCUCAACAUCCUCAUCGUUGACAACAUCGUCCACAUCAGAGACAAGUACCACCACCCUGACUUCUUCGUCGACACUCUCCUCAACAACAUCAUCUUCCACAUCAGAGACAAGUACUACCACCCUGACCUCUUCGUCGACACUCUCCUCAACAACAUCAUCUUCAUCUACCUCUGGCACCUCCAGCACGUCAACAACCACAUUCUCGACAUCAACAUCGGCGACAACAACUUCUACAUCGACUUCUUCGUCCUCUUCGUCUUCUUUAAGCACGACCUCGAGUUCGACGAUGUCACUGACGAAAACCUCAUCAUCAACAGUGACAACAACGAGGACAAUCUCCACGACGUCGUCGAUGACAAGUUCGACGACCACGACCAGCUCGGCAACACAGACCCGCACGCUGUCAAGCACGACCCGGACUCUUUCCACAACCACCGCAGACAGCGAGCUGAUGAGGGAGAUCAGCUCGCUGAUCGGUCAGCUGGCUCAAGAGGGUGGUGAGUCGCUCAGUGCAACGACGGAUCUCGGUACCAUGGUGGCGUUCAAGUUGCCCGCCAACUCCAGUAAUUCCAGCUUCCUUCCCUUGGUCGUGGAGAACAGCCCAGCUGCUGCGCUGCUGCCUCAAGAGCUCGUGCAGGAGGUCUCAGAAGGCCGAGGGGCGGUUCUCGUCGCAACCACCCUGGAUGGCCCAAGCAGCGAAAGCAUGGGUGCUGGUCGCAAGAUGCGCACGAACCUUGGACGGCCGAUUCAGGCUGCCGUGCCUGCAGUGGACAUCUCGAUCGUCGACGUGGAGAGCUUGGGUGUCCUCGAAGUUCAAGGCACCAGGACCUUCUUUGUGCGGAUUGCAGAGUCGCCUCCCGAUCCGGAGUGGAUUUGCGCUUACCUCGAUGGCGACUCAUGGUCAACAGAGGGUGUGCGCUUGGCGACAACUUCGGAGUUGGAGGCUGCGCUCGGAGUUUCCGCAGACACGUCCGGGGUGUGGUGUGCUACGGUCCACUUGUCCAUCUUCGGUGCUUUCAUCGACAUCCUGCUCGACUGCACGAAUGCCAACAUGUUGACGCCAGAGGGUCUCCGAGAGAUUAUCGAUCGUCAGGGCUGGUGGAUGCGGCCGCCUGCCCUGGCAUUGUUCGUCCUCCUUGUGGGUAGCUUGGUGCUCAUCGCCUUGGGGGUGUGGAGUGAUACCCGGGUCCGGCGCCUUGGGCUCUGGCGCGAUGAGAACUUCCUCUCCGACGAUGUGACCCAGGCGCCUCGGCACUGUUGCAGGCGUCGCUCGGGGAAGAAGCAGUCAAAGUCCAAGAACGGUGAGGCCGCCCCAAGGGCUGCCCGUGAAUCGCACGAUUUGCUUCGCCGACUUCGGCAACCUGUGGCUGCGGGACUGAGGGAGUUUGUCAUCUACCGGAACACUCUGUGGGAGGUUGCCAGGGAGUACAGGCUGCAUACCAGCUCCAUCGAAAGCCACAUCUGGGGUAAGAGUGGCUGGAUCCAGGGCAGCUUAGCCAUGCAAACCUCUCCGAAGCUCAAGGAGCUAGCCAUCAAGCUGGAAGAAGGCUUGCCGCGUGCUUUCGUCCGAGUCCACACAUCACGUUUUGCUCGCGUACGGGCAGCCAUGAUGACAACGCAUCCUGUGUAUGAGCUCUGCAUGUGUGACUUGCACAUCACCGCAGCCAAGCGGGCCAAGAUUGUGGGGGACUGUAUCCUGGGAUCCUUGGCAUUUGUGGCACUGUUCUUUUCAGUGGAUGGCUCGGCCGUGGGCGCACGAAGUCCGGAAGAAUGUCCCAUUGAGCAAGGAAGCUUCCUGUGGUACACCUUCGUGUCUCUCUUCUCCGUGCUCCUCAACUGCGUGCCCCGCAGUCUGGAGUACCGACUUGCGCAGCGAGGUUUCGUGCAGAAGAGCCACGAACACCACGCCCGGCAGCUUCUGAGAAGGCAGUUGAAGGAUAUCGGCUUUUGGCUGGUUGGCACCUGCCUCUCGCUCUGCUACCUGCUUGUCGUGACCGCCUUUUUGGCAAACCUUUCUGAGGGCGAUGAGGGGAAAUGGAUGUUCAGCUUCGCAGUGGUUGUUGUUCGGAAGCUGGUGGUGGUGCCGGUUCUCGCCACCUUGCUGUCCAGCGUUGGCACUGAACUUAGCAUUUGCGCGCUCUCCGGGGAGGCUCUUUCCCCACCUAAGAAGUUCGGAUUGGAUCUGCAGCUUGCCACGGCUGGUGCAGAAACCGCUUCCUCGACACCCGAAGAAUCGGAAGGCGCUGCGAGUGAAGUUUGGCACCAGAAGGUCCGGGAUCUGGCAGGCCGUGGCAUAACCGUUCGCCAGCUUCUUGACUUCUAUGCCGACCUCGGACAGAGCACCAUGAAGCAUUUUGAACCUCACCAGUCAACGACACAUGACGUGGUCCGCCAAGUGAUCAUCCCAAACUCGCUUCAGCUGCGGGAAGCCCGCUUCUUUUUCGUCCUGCUGCGGCAGGUGACAAAUUUGGCUGGUCCUUCCAAGCCAUAUUGCAAAGUGUCAGUCAGAGGCCCCACAGCCGAGUCAAAACCCUGGAAAGGCGGAGGCUUCGCAGCUCCUGGUGCCAACAAGGGGACGCCCGCGUGGGACUCACAAAUCGUGGCGGAGGACGUGGAAAAGGAGGACCGUCUCUUCUUCGAGCUCCUGGACGACGGCGCGCCGCCGGACCUCCGAAACCUUGGAAAUCUGGAGCUGCCGGCAUCCAAGUUUUGGCAUGGGCUACGCACAGAACUGCAACUCAACGACUCCCAGGACAUCAAGCUCCAAGUUGAAAUCACCGCUCACAAGACGGUGGAAGAAGCCAAGAAGGUUGCACAGAAAGCAAACGAGGCCCACGGUUCGGCCACCAAGUCCAAGUGGACUCCGACUGGACUUCCUUGGCGACAGCAGAGAGAUCACGACAUCCCAAUCGACUUGUCUGACACCGACGAGCGGGUCCUGAGCAUCGAGACCCCGCGUCGUUACACCAUGACCAUCGCAAGCUGGCCGAAAGACGACGACGAAGAACCGAUGCCGACAUCUACCAGCCAAGGCUAUGCAUAUGCCACGGUUGUAAACAAUGGACAGCCCUACCUUGCUCAAAAGAUGGUAACACACGGAUGGCGAAACAAGUUCACUUACCUCCUUGCGGCGAUCUUCGCGGAUGCCUUGGAUGUGGAGAUGUAUGAUGAGGUGGCUCAGCUACUUGCAGAGCGCCAAUUUGACAAGCUGGCCUCAGCCUUGCGCAGAAAAGGAAAGCUUGACAUUCGCUAUUGGGUAUGUGCUUUCUGUGUGAAUCAACAUACUGGCAUUUGCGCAACGCCACCACCAACGGACUCUUCCGGCUGUGCUAUAACGCCGUGCUCUUGCGGAACAUCGAAGAAUUUCACCGGAGACCUUAGCGAGAUGAAUAAGUUCGAUGACAUGAUGGCCUAUCUGAAGAAGACCUUGCGGGCGCAGGGCCGUGUUCGUUUAGAGCAGGUGGUGGCCCUGGAGACCGACUUUUCCCUCCUGACGCGGGUCUGGUGCUUGGCCGAGCUGGUGGAGGCAUAUGAAGUCCACCUUCCACAGGCCGUGAAGAUGCACUCUGCCGCAUCGAGGGAUAUUUGCUUGGAGAGACUGGCAAAACUCGAUGUCAGAGACUCUGAAGCAUCCUUUCCGGCAGAUAAGGAGCUUGUGCUGAGCAAGAUCGACGACAUGGACGAUUUCAACCUCGGCCUGCAAAAUCUCGUGAUGCAUCGCCUGGAGCAAUUCCUCCAGGAUAACCGAGCGUGCUCGGCUGCCAGCCUCUUCGAUAACAUCGUCCUGGCAGCCCUCACUGUGACCAUGUGA